Messenger RNA from Rhododendron vialii, 2543 nucleotides. RefSeq names its product probable rhamnogalacturonate lyase B. Gene Ontology annotation, molecular function: catalytic activity; carbohydrate binding. Bases 291 to 2297 code for a protein of 668 amino acids. Gene Ontology annotation, biological process: carbohydrate metabolic process. NCBI's taxonomy places the organism in Eukaryota, Viridiplantae, Streptophyta, Magnoliopsida, Ericales, Ericaceae. The record is from RefSeq and is a predicted model, not a curated record. The transcript is spliced from 16 exons.
CGUUGGAGCUGGAGGUUCUAGGGUUUUCGGUGGGUUUCGUCACACUUUGGAAACAUAGCACCAAAUUGGAAUUAGACAUUCAAUUUUUUGGCCUGUCGUCAUGUGGUGUAUUUGGUUGGAAAGGAAUGACGAUGUCUUUAGCCAAAAAGAAGAAAAUCUGGAGUUAAUUAGGGUUCAACUGGCUUUUUGGAUUGAAGAUACUCCGUAAUAUGUAGCAACUGUGUUAGUUUUAGUAGUGAAAUUGACAAGGCUACAACGCCAAAGAAGCUGGUGGAAGGACAUGUUGUAUCAUGGCGUCAGGCAAAGCAGAUGAUGGGUUCUUCUUUCACCUAGGUAUUUCAGAAACCAGCCAAGAAUUGUCCCACGCUUCUAGGGUCCAUUUGCAAUUACACGGUCACCAAGUGGUGAUGUCUAAUGGUCUCGUUACGGUCACCUUCUCAAAUCCAGCGGGCAUGGUCACGGGAAUACAAUAUGACGGGAUGAAAAACGUACUUGAAACUGCCAACAAAGAAGAUAAUAGAGGGUAUUGGGAUGUUUACUGGGAUCGGCCUGGUACAAAUAUAACCAACGACAAGCAGUCAAGCGACUCGAGACAUUCAUUCAAGUUAUCAGGAACAAAGUUCAAGGUCAUAGUGCAAAAUGAUAAUCAAGUGGAGAUUGCGUUUGUUACAUUGUGGAACGGUGCAGGAUUUCCGUUAAAUGUCGACAAAAGAUAUAUUAUGCUCAAAGGCAGCUCUGGCUUCUAUUCGUAUGCAAUAUUCGAGCGCUCAAAAGGAAUGCCUGAAGUGAAUAUUUACCAAGCAAGGAUUGCAUUCAAGCUUCAAGAAAACAAGUUUCAUUACAUGGCGAUAUCUGACAAGAGGCAAAGGGUCAUGCCAACGGCCAAAGAUCGAAGAAAUGCUCAACCGCUUGACUACCCAGAGGCCGUUCGGUUUUCAAGACCAGGAAAUCCAUCCCUAAAAGGAGAGGUGGAUGACAAGUACCAAUAUUCCUGCGAUAACAAAGACAAUCAAGUGCAUGGGUGGAUAUCCGACAAUCCGAGAUCAGUAGGGUUUUGGAUCAUCACACCAAGUAACGAGUUUCGGACCGGUGGGCCUCUCAAGCAGGACCUCACUUCCCAUGUUGGCCCCACAGUCCUCUCAAUGUUUGUGAGUACCCAUUAUGCAGGGGAAAACCUGGGAAUGAAAUUCAGAAAUGGAGAGCGGUGGAAAAAGGUCUUUGGCCCCGUCUUCGUAUUCCUUAACUCGGCUUCCAACAACCAUAGAUCUUCACUUUGGCAUGAUGCUAAAUCACAGAUGGCGAAAGAAACUGCAAGCUGGCCAUACAAUUUUCCCCAAUCACCAGAUUUCUUCCACGCCAAUCAACGGGGCUCAGUUAGUGGCCGAUUACUUGUUCGUGAUGGAAGAAAACUCAUGUCAGCUGCCUCAGCUUCGGUGGGUUUGGCACCGCCAGGAAAUGCAGGAUCAUGGCAAUAUGAAAACAAGGGUUAUCAAUUUUGGACGCAAACUGAUCGUAAGGGGAAUUUCGUGAUCAAAGGUAUUCGACCUGGGUUGUAUAACUUGUUUGCUUGGGUCCCCGGAGUUAUUGGAGAUUACAAAUACGGUCCUUUUGUCAAGGUCGCAUCAGGGUCUAAUAUCAGACUGAGUAAUCUGGUGUAUGAACCUCCAAGAACCGGUCCUACUCUAUGGGAGAUAGGCACCCCUGACCGCGUUGCAGCUGAAUUCUUUGUGCCAGAUCCUAAACCAGCCUUGGAGAACCAUUUGUACGAUAGCUUUGACAAGUUUAGGCAGUACGGGUUGUGGAACCGGUAUGCAGAAAUAUAUCCCCGUCAGGAUCUCGUCUACACUGUAGGAGUUAGCAACUAUAGCCGAGACUGGUUUUUCACUCAUGUCACCAGGCAUGAGGGAGAUGGCAAAUACACAGCCGCCACAUGGAAAAUCUUGUUUGAGAUUAAAGCUGUUAACAGGGCUGGAAAUUAUACUCUUCGUGUGGCACUGGCAUCAGCUAAUGAAGCUGAACUGCAAGUCCGCAUCAACGACGAAAGUGGACCUCCAAUUUUCAGCACCGGCCUCAUCGGCAAGGACAAUGCAAUCGCAAGACACGGAAUUCAUGGCCUGUAUUGGUUGUAUGGCAUUGUCUUCCCGGGGUUUCAGCUUUACGAGGGAAGAAACACAAUCUUUCUAACGCAGUCGAGAGGGUCAAGUCCCUUUAAAGGCCUCAUGUACGAUUACAUCCGUUUAGAAACAACCUGGGUAGACAGACAGUAUCGAUUAAGAAAACAAUACAAGACCCAUUGAGUUUUUUCAAGAAAGAAUCCAGAAUGUCGAGCUUGUAGCACUGUAUUCUCGAAAGUUUUCUGGAAUUUUGGGGGGUUAGUUCUAUUUUUGUGGGUUUAUAGAGGUGCCGGUAUCGAGUAUAUGGUUAAUUUCCAAUAGAAUUAUGUUAGGUGCUAUGUAUGCCUUGAUGUGUUAGGCUGAGGCUGAUGUUUUUGUAUGCCUUGUACAUAUUUUUAGAGAUAUCUAUGAUUUUGUAUUGGUUUUUUU